AUGGAAGCAGAAAACCACACAGAACUAUCUGAAUUCUUCCUCCUUGGCCUCUCAGAAGAUCCUGAAAUGCAGCCUCUUCUCUUUGGACUAUUCCUGUCCAUGUACCUGGUCACAGUGCUUGGAAACCUGCUCAUCAUCCUGGCCAUCAUCUCAGACUCACACCUCCACACCCCCAUGUACUUCUUCCUCUGCAACCUGUCCUUUGUUGACAUCUGUUUAAUCUCCACCACGGUCCCAAAGAUGCUGGUGAACAUCCAGGUCCAGAGCAAAGGCAUCUCUUACAUAGGGUGCCUCACACAGAUGUAUUUUUUCAUAGUGUUUGGUGGACUAGAUAAUAUUCUACUGACGGUGAUGGCCUAUGACCGGUACGUGGCCAUAUGCUACCCCCUGCACUACACGGUCAUCAUGAACCCCCGCCUCUACGUCCUGUUGGUUCUAAUGUCUUGGUUCGUCAUUUUCUGGGUAGCCCUGGUUCACAUUCUCCUGAUGAUGAGGCUGACCUUCUCCACAGGCGCUGAGAUUCCACAUUUCUUCUGUGAUAUUGUUCAGUUUCUCAAGGUGGCACAU
Messenger RNA from Galeopterus variegatus (Sunda flying lemur), 567 nucleotides. Its product is annotated as olfactory receptor 7D4-like. Gene Ontology annotation, molecular function: G protein-coupled receptor activity; olfactory receptor activity. NCBI's taxonomy places the organism in Eukaryota, Metazoa, Chordata, Mammalia, Dermoptera, Cynocephalidae. The transcript has a single exon. The record is from RefSeq and is a predicted model, not a curated record. The annotation marks the transcript as partial. Gene Ontology annotation, biological process: G protein-coupled receptor signaling pathway. Gene Ontology annotation, cellular component: membrane.